Messenger RNA from Candidula unifasciata, 486 nucleotides. NCBI's taxonomy places the organism in Eukaryota, Metazoa, Mollusca, Gastropoda, Stylommatophora, Geomitridae. The record is from the annotation of a GenBank genome assembly.
AUGAAAACCGUAUGUUGUGUGUUAUCCCUGGGUUUGCUCUGUGCGCAAGCGCUCACCACAGUCCUCCCAUUGGUCUGCGUUUUGGCAGCUGAAAGGGGUGACUUGCCAGACGAAGUGUGUGACUUGCCAGAGAAGGCGGUUGACUUGCCAAAGAAAGCGGGUGACUCGCCAGAGAAAGCGGUUGACUUGCCAGCCAAAGCGGGUGACUUGCCAGAGAAAGCGGUUGACUUACCAGAGAAAGCGUUUGACUUGCCAGAGAAAGCGGUUGACUUGCCAGCCAGAGCGGGUGACUUGCCAGAGAAAGCAGGUGACUUGCCAGCCAAAGCGAGUGACUUGCCAGAGAAAGUGGUUGACUUGCCAGCCAAAGCAGGCGACUUGCCAGAGAAAGCGGGUGAUUUGCCAGAGAAAGCGGGUGACUUGCCAGCCAAAGCGGGUGACUUGCCAGCCAUAGUGGGUGAGUUGCCAGCCGGAACAGGAAAGCGUUGA